AUGAGCACCCCAUGCCUGGAUGUUAGAGUUUAUGUUGGCGUGCCCUCAGAAGCGCUAGUCCAGGGCACCAUGCUGGUACUCUAUCCCUUGGUUUUUGCCUGCUGCUGUCUUGUAGGUGGAAUGGCAAUAAAGCCUGCAAUAACUACCAAAUCAGGGGUUCCCAGAGAUGGGCUCGAGGAUCAAGGCCCCCCUCACCCCUUGCAACACCACCGUGUAGUCUUCACAGAAAAUGGCUCGCUCUGUGCCUUUCCCUUCCGGCUCAGGGGCAAGUUGUUUCGGACAUGUGUGCCAAGCAAGCGGUCAGGUAAAAGCUGGUGUGCUACCACCCCCAAUUACGACAAGGAUAACCUAUGGGAAUAUUGUGAAGAGAUUAAGCCUCUAGCACACGAUUAUUGUCAGGAUCAUGCGUGCUGGCAUGGGGGUGCCUGUGUCAAUAAUCCCAGCGAACAGAACUAUACGUGUCUGUGCACCGAACCAUUCACAGGAGACUUCUGUGAGAAACAGAAAUGCUUCGAAAGACGGCAUCUGAGAUACUACAACAUUGGAGAGACGUGGACCCGAGUUCUUCACGGUGACAUUGAAAGAUGUUUCUGUGCCGAAGAUGGGAUUCAUUCGCAGCUCUUAAACUCAACAGACUGUGAGAUCAACCUGUGCCUCAACAAUGGAAUGUGCCGGAAGGUUCAGGCCACUGGGGAGAGAGUGUGCUCCUGCAGCAAUGGACACGCGGGGAAGAACUGCGAAAUAGAUACUGCCUCCCGCUGCUACAAGGACAAAGGGACCCUCUAUCGAGGGAAGGCCAAGUGGACUGCCUCAGGAACUGACUGCCUACCUUGGACGUCCAGCUUCAUAAGCAUGGAGUUAGACAUGGGAAGCCUGAAGGAGCCUCACAUGUUGGGUGUGGGUGACCACCCCUACUGCAGAAACUUCGACAACGACGAAGCACCGUGGUGCUACACGCUGAUGAAUGACACCGUCUCCUGGGAUUAUUGCAUGCUACCGCGCUGUCCAGUGCAAGAUCCCUGCCUUUCAAAUCCCUGUCAAAACGGAGGGACCUGCAUCAGUGAUGCCCUGCAGAAAUCUUACUACUGCCAGUGCAGUGAUCAGUACUCAGGUGUCUACUGCCAGGCAGAGACAUGCUUGGAGAAGACCCACCAUAGAUACUUCCGCAUCAGAGAGAGAUGGAACCGGUUUGUCGAUGGCAAAGUAGAAAGUUGUGUGUGUGCCGAGAAUGGGUCAGAGUGCCAAAGCGUCGCAAGCAAAGAUUGUGAGGUCAAUCCAUGUCUCCAUGCUGGAGAAUGUCGAUCUAUCCAAGGAACGGCAGAGGCCAUCUGUGGCUGCCACAGCAACUUCGUGGGGAAGUACUGUGAGAUAAACAAGAACGAAAACUGCUAUGAAGACAACGGGGUGACUUACAAAGGCACAGAGGAUGAGAGUGAGUCAAACAUGGAGUGCAUGCCAUGGAAGGAGAGCUUCCUGCGAAACAAUUUAAACGUCAGCAACUUGGAAAAAGCUCUCUGGCUGGGACUGGGUGAUCAUUCCUAUUGCAGAAACCCAGAUGGGGAUAAACAGCCCUGGUGCUAUGUAAUGUUGGACAACCAUAUCUCCUGGGAGUACUGCAACAUUCCAAAGUGUGGUACAGCAAGCAUCAUCCCAAGGAGAUUUCCUGCUGUUGCCAGGUCAUUGGCGAGGAAGCUUCCAAGGCGAUCACCCACGUGUGGUGUACGGCACCUUAAGAACUUCCGCCCGAGGGUUGUCGGAGGGACCACAGCGAUGCGAGGUUCUCACCCUUGGAUUGCAGCCAUUUACAUGGGAAAGAUGAUCUGUGGUGGAACUCUCAUUGCUCCCUGCUGGGUGGUCACUGCUGCCCACUGCUUCCUCCACAGUCCACUGGAGUCGUCUAUCCACGUUGUAUUGGGCCAACAAGAUUUUAAUAAAACUGACAAGAACACUCAGGAAUUUGAAGUCCAGAAAUACUUUUUACACCAUGCCUACAGUAUAUAUGAAGAAAAUGUACACGAUAUAGCCCUUAUCAAACUGAAGAAGGUGUCAAAGCAGUGUGCAUUCAAGUCACACUAUGUACAGCCAUUGUGUCUACCAAGUGAGAACGACUUCUUCCCGGCAGGUUCUAUGUGCCAGGUCACUGGGUGGGGACACAUGAAGGAAGAUGCUUCUGAAUAUGCCAAGACUUUGCAGGAGGCGUCCAUCCCCAUCAUUUCCCGACAGCAGUGUGCCAGCAGCCUCUACUACGGCAGUAAGGUGACGCCCAACAUGAUCUGCGCUGGAAACCUGGAUAAAGGCAUUGACACCUGUCAGGGAGACUCUGGAGGGCCUCUGGUGUGCUACAGAGACAACGUCGGAUAUCUGUAUGGGAUUGCCAGCUGGGGAGAGGGCUGUGCUGCAGAAAAUAAACCGGGCGUCUACACGAAUGUGCCCUAUUAUGUAGAGUGGAUCUACAGCAUCAUCAAACGCAGGCCGAAGUACACCAAGGGCUGAAGGCUGGGGCAACCGAGACUGCACUUUGCUCAAAUGAUGAAUUCAACUAUAUUCUUCUUUCAAAGUACAUUUAUUGCUUAAUUUUUCAAAUCUGAGGUUUGGAGCAAACACUGUGAAGUUCAAGCAACACACACACAAUGCUGGAGGAGCUCAGCAGGCCCGGCAGCAACUACAGAAAAGAGUAAUCAGUCGGCGUUUUGGGCCGAGACCCUUCAGCAGGACUGGAAAGGAAGGGGAAGAGUCAGAUUAAGAAGGUGAGGGGAGGGGAGGAAUAAGUACAAGGUGAACGGUGACAGUUGAAACGGAGAGGGGAAGGGGUGAAGUAAAGAGCUGGGAAGUUGAUUGGUAGGAGAGACAAAGAGCUGGAGAAGGGGGAAUCUGACAGGAGAGGACAAGAGACCAUGGAAGAAAGGGAAGGGGGAGGAGAUGGGCAGGUAAGGAGAUAAGGUGAGAGAUGGAAACAGGAAUGGGGAAUGGUGAGGGGGGAAUUACCGGAAGUUCAGGAAAUCGAUGUUCAUGCCAUCAAGUCCUGAAGAAGAAUUUCACCUCGAAAUGUCGAUUGUUUACUCUUUUCCAUAGAUGCUGCAUGUUCUGCUAAGUUCUUCCAGCACUUUGUGUGUGUGUUGCGUUGCAUCAUCUGCAGAUUUUCUCGUGACUGGGAAAUUAAAUCUUAAUUCUGGCUGGACCAGGGUUGCAAUUUGGACCAGGGUCUUUUGUGAAAUAAGAAAUUAGUGUCCAGCUCAUGGCUGCAAAUGCAUUAUAAAAAAGAAAUUAUGGUGUCAUUAAAAAUGUAUUCUCUUGGAAUGCUCGUGUAUUGUUUGUUACUAAGAAUAUUGGGAAUGGCAAUUAAAAGCCUCUGUGAUUUAUAAUUAAUUUGAAAAUCAAAGAAAAAAACUGCAGGUAUUGAAGGAGAAAAAGAAAAUGCUUAAAGCACUUAGCAGAUCAGGCGGCAUCUGUGGUGAAGGAAAACUUGAACGUUUCUAGUAGAAGACCCUUUCAAGUUCAAGUUCAGCUUAUUGUCAUUUUAACCAUACACACCUAUACUGCCAAAUGAAACAAUGUUCCUCCAGACCAAGGUGCACAACACAGUGCGUGUAACUCGCACACUACAUACAUUGUAAAGUAAUAUUAUCACCAAUAAAGUAACAAGUUAUAAGGUGCAUUUACAUUGCAAGUUAAAAGUAAACAGUAUAAUGCUACUGUUUCAUACGUGGUGAGACUUGGGUGGUGGCAGGGAAUUCUGUAGUCUCACGACCGGGGGAAGAAGGUG
Mobula hypostoma (lesser devil ray) is the source of this 3763-nucleotide messenger RNA. RefSeq names its product hepatocyte growth factor activator (gene hgfac). Gene Ontology annotation, cellular component: extracellular region. Gene Ontology annotation, molecular function: serine-type endopeptidase activity; calcium ion binding. Gene Ontology annotation, biological process: proteolysis. Lineage: Eukaryota; Metazoa; Chordata; Chondrichthyes; Myliobatiformes; Myliobatidae. The record is from RefSeq and is a predicted model, not a curated record.